Molecule: messenger RNA, 1239 nt
Organism: Bubalus bubalis (water buffalo)
Lineage: Eukaryota; Metazoa; Chordata; Mammalia; Artiodactyla; Bovidae
Gene: LRRC34
Product: leucine rich repeat containing 34
Exons: 9
Coding region: 193-1239 (348 amino acids)
Molecular function (GO): protein binding
Source: RefSeq, a predicted model, not a curated record
AUCGGCGGUCACUAACUGCCCAACCAGGCCUCCGGGACCGAGAGGGUAAUGACAGAGGUUUGCACAGCAUAGGCGCUCGGGGUCGCGAGGUGGGGCCACACCGCUUGCAGCUCUUCGGCUUCGGCGGACGGAGCUGGAGCACGCGCGUGGUCGUCAUGACAACGCCGACGCUGCCGGCAGGAUGUAGGGAGCAUGGAGCUCAGCCAGAAACAGGCCGGGCCGGCGUCCGGGUCCCCACUUCCCGCUCCCUCUAGGACCCCGACUCCGGCCUGGGCUGCGGCGGACGAUAGUGUUUCAGCAUCUAUUGGUGGUCUCCAGGAAUAUUAUUAUGACCUAUGUAUGGAAAAGUCCCAGGAAAUUAAACCUUUUAUAUUGCAAAUACUCCAAGAAGUGGAUGAAGAAAUUGAAAAAGGAUCAGUAGGAAUCACAUUAAAUAUUGCUGGUAACAGUCGCUCAGUAUCAGGAGAAAGAGUAACAGGUGAAGAUUUCUGGAUCCUUUGCAGAGUUUUAAAGAAUAAUUCAUAUAUUAAUGGUUUGGAUGUUAGAUACAACCUCCUGAGUGAUGUUGGCGCGUACUAUGCUGCAAAACUGCUCCAGAAACAACAUAAUCUCAUUUACUUAAAUCUUAUGUUUAAUGACAUUGGGCCUGAAGGUGGAGAACUGAUUGCUAAAGCCCUACAUAAGAAUAGAACUCUGAAACACCUAAGAAUGACUGGAAACAAGAUUGAAAAUAAGGGUGGAAUGUUUUUUGCUGCAAUGCUACAAAUUAAUUCAUCCUUAGAGAAAUUAGAUCUGGGUGACUGUGAUCUGGGAAUGCAAAGUGUGAUAGCAUUUGCUACAGUCCUAACUCAAAACCAAACAAUUAAGGGAUUAAACCUAAAUCGACCCAUACUGUAUGGUGAACAGGAAGAGUCUACAGUUCACCUAGGCCACAUGUUGAAAGAAAAUCAGUGCCUUGUUGAAUUACACAUGUGUAAACAUGAUAUAAAAAAUUGUGGUAUGAAACAGUUAUGUGAUGCACUGCAUCUGAAUAGGAGCCUACAAUACCUUGAUGUAAGCUGCAAUAAAAUAACUCAGGAUGGAAUGAAGUGUUUGGCCGAUGUUCUGAAAAGCAAUACUACCCUGGAAGUAAUAGAUCUUUCUUUUAACAGAAUGGAAAAUGCAGGAGCAAACUAUCUCAGUGAUGCUCUUGCUUCACACAACAGGACUCUUAAAGCGUUAGUAUGGGUUUACAUUUAA